AUGGCUGCAAAGGGUCAAACCGUGCAGAGGAAGCAUCAAAUGGUGCAAGAUUAUACCAGCGAACCCGAGGAGGAAGUUCCAAGACAAAUUGCUCUACAACAACAGCCACAAUUACAGGCUCAGCAGCCGCAGAUUCGGGCCGUGGCCCAGACGUCCGAAAAGUCGAAUCCUCUGAAACUCAGGCUCGACCUGAAUCUAGACGUUGACAUUCAGUUGCGCGCCAAAAUCCACGGCGACGUGACGCUGGCUCUUCUGUGGGUUGUUGCCUCCCGGCGGCCUGCCACGCAAUACAACUAA
Metarhizium brunneum ARSEF 3297 is the source of this 297-nucleotide messenger RNA. RefSeq lists its product as uncharacterized. NCBI's taxonomy places the organism in Eukaryota, Fungi, Ascomycota, Sordariomycetes, Hypocreales, Clavicipitaceae. The record is from RefSeq and is a predicted model, not a curated record.